This is a messenger RNA of Chenopodium quinoa (quinoa), 1761 nucleotides long. RefSeq names its product homeobox-leucine zipper protein ATHB-13-like. The transcript is spliced from 3 exons. Gene Ontology annotation, biological process: positive regulation of DNA-templated transcription. Gene Ontology annotation, cellular component: nucleus. The record is from RefSeq and is a predicted model, not a curated record. Gene Ontology annotation, molecular function: sequence-specific DNA binding; DNA-binding transcription factor activity, RNA polymerase II-specific. Lineage: Eukaryota; Viridiplantae; Streptophyta; Magnoliopsida; Caryophyllales; Amaranthaceae. Bases 701 to 1651 code for a protein of 316 amino acids.
AUUCACUAUUUAGUAAAAAUAGUUUUAAACUAAAUACGCCCACAUAGUUGACAAAUUCUACAUAAGAUCAGGACAUUCUACGUUGAAAUCUACCCAAUUAACGUACUACUACUAGUAAUUUAAUUUGUUUAUACAAAUGCAAGAUUUAAUUAAUCAAUCAAUUAAUUAAAUAAGCAUAUUCCCAACUUUGUAAUAAAAUUAAAUAAAAAAAAACCUUAUCAAAUAUAAAAAGGAUUCUAAUAUGAAGCCACCAUAAAGUGGCCACCUUUUCUCUCCCCUCUUUUCUCUCUCUUCCAAAAAAAAAAAAAAAAGCUCAUCUUAUGAAGAGCAAGCUAGUAAGGUAUAUAAACCAUCCAUCAUAUUAACAAACAGUGUACCAUAUUUUCUACAAAAAUAACCUUGUAUAGUAUAUAGUCUCCAUUUUUAUUUUUCAUUAUUCCUAACAAAAAUAAAUAAAAAAAAAAACUUAGCAUUAUAAUUUUAUCAUACACCAAAUUCUCUCUCUUCUAAGUAUAGUAGAGCUAAGCGAAACUUAUUCUUUACUCUAGGGUGUUGCCUUUGCUACGAUAAUUUCAUUCAACAUGAAGAUCAGAUUAUAAGUUUAGCUGAGCUUAAUUCUUCAAGCCACGAUUUGGUGUCUACACUGGCUAAUUAAGCAGGUUUAGAUAGCCGGCCGGCCGAACAAGGUCCGGUGUAGGUCAUGAGUACUACUUGUACUGGGAUGGCUUUCUUCCCAGCUAAUUUCAUGCUUCAAACUCAAAAUGAUAAUGACAAUCAUCCUCCUCCUUCUCUCUCCUCUAUCCUUCCUCAAGACUUUCAUGUUGGUCCAGGAGGGAUUGCACCUAUGUUAGGGAAGAGAUCGAUGUCGUUUACAGGGAUCGAUAUGUGCAACAACGAAGACGGAAAUGGAAACAACAACCACCACCACAAUAAUAACAACAAUGUAGGAGAGGAUGAAUUAUCAGAUGAUGGGUCACAAUUAGGAGGAGCAGGGGAGAAAAAGAGGAGAUUAAAUAUGGAACAAGUGAAAACCCUUGAAAAGAAUUUUGAAUUGGGUAAUAAAUUAGAGCCUGAAAGAAAAAUGCAAUUAGCUAAAGCACUUGGAUUACAACCAAGACAAAUUGCUAUUUGGUUUCAAAAUAGAAGAGCAAGGUGGAAGACUAAGCAAUUAGAGAAAGAUUAUGAUCUUCUUAAGAGGCAAUUUGAUGCUCUUAAAGCUGAUAAUGAUCUUCUUCUUGCUCAAAAUCAAAAACUCCAAUCUGAGAUAUUGGCGCUAAAAAAUAGAGAGCCAACAGAGUCAAUCAACUUGAACAAGGAGACAGAAGGAUCAAGUAGCAAUAGGAGUGAAAAUAGUUCUGAUAUAAAGUUGGAUAUUUCAAGAACUCCUACAACAACAACAAUUGAAAGUACACUAGAUCUUUCAGCCCAUCCAACUACCACGGCUGCCGCCGCCACGGCCACCGCCUCCAGAAGAACCUUCUUCCCACCGUCCUCGAUGAGGCCCAAUGGGCCCCCUGUGGCCCAAGUACUCUUCCAAAGCCCACAACAACAACCACCAUCAGUCAAAGAAGAGACCUUUACUAGCAUGUUUUGUGGCAUUGAUGAUCAAACUGGGUUUUGGCCUUGGAUUGACCAACAAAAUUUUAAUUAAGUGUUCUUUUAUUUUUAAUUAUGAAUUUUUUUUUUUCCCUUUUGUUUGGGAGCAAAUAUUUUGGUUUAUGAUCUCACAAGAAAAUUAAGUUACUAAAAUUUGACAUAGUA